AUGUCUACUCAGUUUCAUGCUCGGGCCAAAGUAUUUCAGACUGAUAAUGGAGGAGAAUAUGUGAAUAAUACUUUGGCAUGUUUCUUUCGUGCUCAAGGUAUUAUUCACCAAACAAUAACCCCUUUUACCCCUCAACAAAAUGGUGUGUCUGAAAGGAAGAAUCGACACUUGCUUGAAGUUGCCUGCUCACUCAUAUUUGAUAUGUCUGUUCCCCAUCAUUUUUUGGGGCAUGUUGUUCUGUCUACUGCCUAUUUGGUUGAUCGUACUCCUAGCCGAGUUCUUGAUUUUAGGACUCCGUAUAAUGUGUUCGGUGACCAUGUUUCCCCUAUCUCUUUCUCCAAGUUGCCCCCUAAAAAGGGGAGUGAAUUUGAGAGUCUUAGAUUGGAAGAUCUUGGACUUGAUGGCCAAAAUACUAUAUAUGAAGAUGUUGCCCUUGGGAAGGAAACGAUUGCUCGCAUAGCAAAAGGCGACCGGUCCCCAAGGUUUAUAGGUAAAGAUAUUGCUCUUAGUGACGAAACGACCGGUCGACACUCUGGAAACGAUUGGUUGCCUAUCGCUAAAGAUGAAGAAAAUGCUCUCUGUGAUGAAACGACCGGUCGACAUUCAGGAACUGACCGGUCACCCAUCGUUGAAGAGUGUGACAAUGAUUCUUGUGACUCUUGUGUAGACAAGUUCAAUGCAAGACCCGCCUCUGCCUUGCCAUUGCUCCAAUCAAGUCAUAAGAAUAAGCUAAGUGAGGUAAUCUCUGGUGAAUCAUCUAUGCCAAGUUACCAAUUGCCCCUACGUACCACUCGUGGGAAACCUAAAGCACAAUACUCACCUGAUAUACAUGCUAAGAUCCCUUUACCAAGGGGGAAGAAAGCUGUUGGGUGUAGAUGGGUGUUUACUUUGAAGCAUAAGGCUGACGGUUUCAUUGACCAUUACAAGGCUAGAUUGGUAGCAAAGGGUUAUACUCAUACCUAUGAAGUAGAUUACCUAGAGACAUUUGCUCCAGUAGCAAAGCUCAAUACUGUGCCUGUACUCUUGUCCCUGGCUGCUAAUCAUGAAGGGCCCUUGUUGCAGUUUAAUGUCAAAAAUGCAUUCCUACAUAGUGACCUCAAAGAAGAAAUAUACAUGUAUCUUCCUCCUGUUAUUCUUGUAACCUCCAAGGAGGGUGUUGUGUGUAAGAUACGGCAAUCCUUAUAUGGAUUAAAGCAGUCUCCAAAAGCAUGGUUUGUUGCGUGUAUGAAGAAAUUUGGAGAUGAUCAGGCAAAAAUGAAAAAUCUUCAUAAGUAUUUGGCUUUCGAGUUUGAGAUGAAGUCAUUGGGUGACUUGAAGUAUUUUCUUGGGAUUGAAGUUGCUAGAUCUAAGCAUGGUAUAUUUCCGUCCCGAAAGAAGUAUGUUUUGGAUUUACUUGUGGAGACUAGAAUAUUGGAUUAUAAACCAAUUGAUACAUCUAGUGAACAAAAUCAUAAGUUGGGGUUAUAUCCUGAUCAAGUCCCCACCGAUAACGAGCGUUAUCAAUGGCUUGUAGGGAGUGAACAAAAUCAUAAGCUCAGGUUAUAUUCUGAUCAAGUCUCCACCAAUAAGGAGCGUUAUCAAUGGUUUGUGGGGAAAUUAAUUUAUUUAGCUCAUACACGUCCUGAUAUAGCAUAUUCAGUGAGUAUAGUGAGUCAGUUUAUGCAUUCUUCUAGUAAAUAUGAUAUGGGUGCUGUGAUGCGUAUUUUGAGGUAUCUGAAAGUAACUUAUAGCAAGAGGUUAAUGUUUUCCAAGUAUGGUCAUAUGGAUGUAGAAGGGUAUACAAAUGUUGAUUGUGCUGGUUCAUUUAUUGAUAGACGUUCUACGUUUGGGUAUUUCACAUUUGUUGGUGGUAAUCUUGUUACUUGGAGGAGUAAAAAGCAAAAAGUGGUGUCUCAGUCUAGUGCCGAAGUCGAGUAUUAUGGGAUGGCUCAAGGUGUGUGCGAGUUACUAUGGUUGAAGAGAUUGUUUGGAGAUCUUGAGUUUGAGCCCCAGAAACCCAUGGAUUUGUAUUGUGAUAAUAAGAUGUAA
This is a messenger RNA of Prunus armeniaca (apricot), 2028 nucleotides long. The record is from the annotation of a GenBank genome assembly. NCBI's taxonomy places the organism in Eukaryota, Viridiplantae, Streptophyta, Magnoliopsida, Rosales, Rosaceae.